Molecule: messenger RNA, 1685 nt
Organism: Eleginops maclovinus (Patagonian blennie)
Lineage: Eukaryota; Metazoa; Chordata; Actinopteri; Perciformes; Eleginopidae
Gene: mpc2b
Product: mitochondrial pyruvate carrier 2b
Exons: 5
Coding region: 253-651 (132 amino acids)
Biological process (GO): pyruvate import into mitochondria
Cellular component (GO): mitochondrial inner membrane
Molecular function (GO): pyruvate transmembrane transporter activity
Source: RefSeq, a predicted model, not a curated record
UGCAGAAAGUCACCCCGUCGGUCAGACAGAAGCUAGCAGCGCUAACAUGCCCACAGUGUUUCCGAGGGAAGGUCGACAGUAGGACAGCAGCAUCAUUUCAUAUCCCUCAAGCUUCCUGCUAUUCAUUUACUAUUAAUUCGCCUUCAAGUAAACAAAGGAACACUUUUAUUUUUUUUGUGGCUUUUUAAAGAAAGAUCCGUAGCUUCCUCACCUCUUUAGCGAGCUAGCUCCUGUCAGUUUCCAUCUACAGUCAUGGCUGCACUGAGAGCCUCCUAUCACCGGAUUUUGGACAAGAUCGAGCACACACUGCCCGCAAAACUGAGACCCCUGUACAACCACCCAGCAGGUCCAAAGACAGUUUUCUUCUGGGCUCCAAUGUUUAAAUGGGGUCUGGUUGGAGCUGGUCUGGCUGAUAUGACCCGACCAGCAGACAAGCUCAGUACCUCCCAGUCUGCAGUGCUGACAGCCACAGGCCUGAUCUGGUCCAGAUACUCGCUGGUGAUUAUCCCCAAGAACUGGAACCUGUUUUGUGUCAACUUCUUUGUCGGCGGUGCAGGAGCCUCCCAGCUCUACAGGAUCUGGAGGUUUGAUCAGGAUAAGAAGGCAGAGGAGAAAAAGGCUAAAGAGGCCAUAGAGGCUCCGGAGUCCUGAGAGCUUUUUCCUGAUGCCACGGUUGCGCUUCCUUCAGGGGAUUGAAGCGGAGACUUCACUCCCCUCCAUCAUUUCCACAUCGUCCUGUGUUAACCCCCAUGCCAUAACCCUCCCUAAACCACAUUACGCCUGUCGGCCCUGUUGGAAAUGUGCACUUCUCCUCAAGCUUCAAAUUUCAUCAGGGUGUAAAAAAAACAAACAAGAGACAGAACAUUUUUUUUUAACUGUAGUCAACACACACUCAAGAAAUGUGGUCAUUAACGCACAAGUUACCUACUUGUUAAACAACUUUUGAUCGUACGUUCUUUAAUUUAAGUCCAUGCUUUAUGUGUCGUGCACUACUUGGGAAGUCUUUGCCUUUUUAACAUCAGUUUUUUAUGAGUAGCAAUCUGUACCUCAUGCAUUGAUUUCCCCCAAAAAAUGUAACUCUUGGAUACGUGUUGAACGUGGUUUAAAGGGAUGUUUUCUCCAAAGGAAAUGAAGAAGGAUUCAUCACAUUAAUCUCCUCAUUUACUUAUUUAUAAUUAGGUUACAGUUAUUGCAUCUUUACCUCAGUGAUUAUUAGGUCAGCUUUGAUUACCAUGUAAUGAUUCCUUCCAUUUUAAUGGCUUUAAUCUGUGAGCAAAUCAUAAUUUAUUAAUCACUUGAUGAAACAAAUAUCUUGAAAGCUGUAUAGAGAGAUUAAUGUUAUUUUCUGAUUAUUUACCAGGACUGCUUAAACCAAUGCCACAUAUUUAACGUGUGCAGCUCUUUAUUGAUUGUUACAGUCGCCUAGCAAACACUGGCAUGCUAACGGCUCUUUAUUAUCAAAACCAGGUGUUUUAUAUUGUUUGUGUAACUAUAGUAUUUUCUUCGACACGUUUCUCCUAUAGUUAUAAUUAUAAAUUAUAAUCCCCUGAAUAUUUUAGCAAUAACUGGUGUCAUCACUUUAAAAUAUGUCUGUAUCUGCUGACUGUUUGAACAAAUGGCACUUUGACUGUCGCUCGUACUGGCUCCGUGGCUGUCAUUCUAAUAAAGCCCGUUUAACACCUGCA